Molecule: messenger RNA, 888 nt
Organism: Phalacrocorax carbo (great cormorant)
Lineage: Eukaryota; Metazoa; Chordata; Aves; Suliformes; Phalacrocoracidae
Source: RefSeq, a predicted model, not a curated record
UCCCCCUGUGGCAACUCCUCUCUCGCCCGCCCCGGGUCCGCCGGCCUGGGGCGGCACUGCCCGGCUCGGCCCGCUCUUUCCCUCGCCGCGGCGCCCUGGCCUGAGGCGGCACCGCCCGAUCCGGCCUUUCUGCGCCCAGGGGCCGCCUUACACGGGCGUGUGGCGCGGCCGGGGGACGAGCGGCGGGGCUGUGCCCGGCCUCCCGCCUCGGCAGCGCCCAGGGAACAGCCCGCGACGCGGUUGCCCCGUGGUGCGGCGGGUGCCCUCGCCGGGCGCUCGUUUGUCGCUGCUGUCCGUAAGCUAGGCUGCCCCAAAGAAACGAGAGUGACAAAACUGGGGCAAACAACUGAAAAUGUCAUCCUAUUUGGCUCAGGAGGUUCACCUUGCUAGAAGACAUGAAGAGAUACUGUCUCAGAGAUCAGAGCUGCUACAGCAGAUGGAGACUUAUCUAGGAGACAAAAAGACUAAAAAGACAUGGCAAACUCAAGCAGCUGAUGCAGCUCAUAAAAGGAAUGCAGCACUUUUAAAUGAUAUAGAAGCAGCAGAAAAAAAGCUGCAAGAAAGAGUGUAUUUACUUCCACAUCCUGAUACUGUUAAGUUAGAAACUCUCUAUUGGGCAUCAAUAAAAGAAUCUCUUCCCAAGUGGGAACAGUUUCUUUUAGGAAGAGCAGAAGUUCCUAUUGGUUUUAAGAAAAUGAAAACUGCAAAAGAGAACAUAAGCUCCACAGAAGAAGAUUCACAAAAAUAAAUACUCUAGUUUCAUUUUGUUUUGUAAUUUGUGGCUUAAGCAGACAAGAUCAUCCAGAUCAGGCAACAGAAUAUUGUGCCAUUAAAUUGUAAUGUAAAUCAUUUAAAUGAAAAUUGACUAUAUUGGAUAAUUUGCUUGCA